CCGGGUCAAAUGCGAGGAUUAUUAUUAUUAUUACUACUAUUAUAGGAACCGUGUGCGUGCGGUUCAGAUACCUGUGUUAGCGUUGCGGUGCAGAAUUAACAUACAGUGGGUCAAAAGGGGUCUGAGGUCAUGGAACAUAUGGGGUCAGUACAAGGAAAGAGGGUUGAAGGAAACACGAUUGGAUAUGUUAAUAACGGGUUGUAAGCGAAUGAUAAGAGAUUGGAGGAAGGUAUGGAGGGAGUGGGGAUGAGAGUAUAAAGACGGGGAGAACAAAGAAGGAAAGACAGAAGGGAAAGAUCGGAGGCGCACGAGGGAAGACUUGAUGGAAGAUCAAAAAGCUUGAGCACCCAGACGAGACAGAUUGGACCCUCGGCUGCGGAACGUCCCGACCCGCGGUAGUAUUGCUUUAUUGUAAACCCUCCGCGGUGUCAUUUUAUUUGCCUAAACGGAAUACUGGGUGACCUUUCUUGAUAUCCAACACCUGCUUAAAGCCCUCACUGCCUUUUCCUGUUUAGGCUGCAGUUUCCCCAGUCAUAAACAGCUCACACCUACGCAGAGUGAAGCAUUAGACGAGGAAAAAUUUGCAAGGCAAUGGGGAAUGAGGCAUUGCCCUGGAAAACACAUGUAGAAGCCGUAUAAAACCCAGAGCCGUGGCUCGAAGGGUAGAAGGCGUUUCAACCAUUGAGAGCAGGAUGGUAUCUCCUCAGUUGUUCCUGUUGGCUCUGUGCCUCUGCUGCGUUCAGACUCGACACUUCUGCCGUCUGACCAACAUCACCAUCUCCGCGGAGAAGGAGGAAUGUCCCACCUGUAUCACCCUCACCACUUCAGUGUGUACUGGCUACUGCCUGACCAAGGAGUCUGUGUAUAAGAGCGCUCGCCUCUCCAUGUACCAACACGUCUGCACGUACGGGAAGAUCGAGUACCAUUCGGUCAAACUUCAAGGCUGUCCCAAAGGUGUGGACCCCAACUACACGUUCCCGGUCGCCAUCAGCUGCGAAUGCAACCGCUGUAGAAUGGAUUACACCGACUGCGCUCUGCAGAGCAUCCGACCAGACUUCUGCAGUGUUCGAAGGGGAAACCAGUGAGACAACUCCCCCCCACCCCCCCCUCCCCGUCUCCUCUACCGCUCACUUACACACCCGCGCACACACACACACACUUCCUGCUCACGCUUACACAUGCACCCGAGUGCGUGCACGACUUGCACGUUCCUGUAGACAGUGAUACACGCGCACACACACGUACUCGCACACUCUG
Callorhinchus milii (elephant shark) is the source of this 1257-nucleotide messenger RNA. RefSeq names its product lutropin subunit beta-like. NCBI's taxonomy places the organism in Eukaryota, Metazoa, Chordata, Chondrichthyes, Chimaeriformes, Callorhinchidae. The transcript is spliced from 4 exons. Gene Ontology annotation, biological process: G protein-coupled receptor signaling pathway. Bases 693 to 1085 code for a protein of 130 amino acids. Gene Ontology annotation, molecular function: hormone activity. Gene Ontology annotation, cellular component: cytoplasm; extracellular region. The record is from RefSeq and is a predicted model, not a curated record.